UGUGCUCCUCCGAGGACACAGCGAGAUCUGCGAGUGGAGAGAUACAAAUAGAACUCGAAGCCACCAUGGGAGAUGAAGAUUGGGAAGCAGAAAUCAGUAAACCUCAUGUGCCUUCCUACGUUCCUGUAUUUGAGAAGGAUAAAUAUUCUUCUGGAGCAAAUGGAGAUACUAUUAACAUGACUUCAGCUUCAGAUAUGGAUGAUGGACCUUCUCAACGAGGUCAUUUCAUGAGAAGUCACUUUGCCUCUGGGAGGAGUUUGGGAAAUAGAGAUGCUGGAGACUCUAAUAAAAGAGAGCAUACUCCCACAAAGGGUGGAUUUGGAGUUGGAAAGGGUUUUGGAAACAAAGGCUUUUCAAAUAAAUUUGAAGAAGGUGGUAACUCUGGGUUCUUGAAAGAAUCUAAUAAUGACUGUGAAGAUAAUCAAAUAUGGAACAGAGAGUUUUCCAGUAGAAGCGGCUAUCAAGAUGGAAAUGAUGCAGAAGCUUCAGGGCCAUCCAGAAGAGGUGGAAGAGGUAGUUUCCGAGGUUGCCGUGGAGGAUUUGGCACAGGAAGAUCAAAUAAUGAAUAUGACCGAGAUGAGGGAGCACAGCGCACUGGUGACCUUUUUGGUUCUAGAAGAACAGCAGUAAGUGGUACAGGUAAUGGUGACACUUACCACAGCAGAAGUGGCAGUGGACAUGGACGAGGUGGUUACAAAGGUUUAAGUGAAGAAGUUAUAACAGGCUCUGGAAAGAAUUCUUGGAAGUCAGAAACUGAAGGAGGAAAAGGUGGUGAUAUUCAAGGGCCAAAAGUGACCUACAUACCUCCACCUCCACCAGAGGAUGAGGACUCUAUCUUUGCACAUUAUCAAACAGGCAUAAACUUUGACAAAUAUGACACUAUUCUUGUAGAAGUUUCUGGACAUGAUGCACCACCAGCAAUUCUGACUUUUGAGGAAGCUAAUCUCGGUCAGACACUUAAUAACAACAUUGUUAAAGCUGGCUAUACUAAGCUUACUCCUGUGCAGAAAUACAGUAUUCCUAUUAUACUAGCAGGACGAGAUUUGGUGGCUUGUGCUCAAACAGGAUCUGGGAAGACUGCAGCUUUUCUCUUGCCAAUUUUGGCUCAUAUGAUGCGUGAUGGAAUAACUGCCAGUCGCUUUAAAGAGUUACAGCAACCAGAGUGUAUUAUUGUGGCACCAACUCGAGAAUUGAUCAACCAGAUUUAUUUGGAAGCCAGAAAAUUUUCCUAUGGAUUGGUCUCAAACAAGUCAAGUAUGUAGUUUUGGAUGAAGCAGAUCGCAUGUUGGAUAUGGGUUUUGGACCAGAAAUAAAGAAGUUAAUUUCUUGCCCAGGAAUGCCAACAAAAGAACAGCGUCAUACUCUUUUGUUCAGUGCAACUUUUCCAGAGGAAAUUCAAAGGUUGGCUGGGGAGUUUUUAAAGUCAAAUUAUUUGUUUGUUACUGUUGGACAAGUGGGUGGAGCAUGUAGAGAUGUUCAGCAGACCGUUCUCCAAGUUGCCCAGUACUCAAAAAGAGAAAAACUUGUUGAAAUUCUACAAAAUACAGGUGUUGAAAGAACUAUGGUCUUCGUUGAAACUAAGAAAAAAGCGGAUUUUAUUGCAACCUUUCUUUGUCAAGAAAAAGUAUCAACUACAAGUAUUCAUGGUGACCGGGAACAGAGAGAGAGAGAGCAAGCCCUUGGAGAUUUUCGCUGUGGAAAGUGCCCAGUUCUUGUUGCUACUUCAGUAGCUGCCAGAGGGCUGGAUAUUGAAAAUGUCCAACAUGUUAUCAAUUUUGAUCUUCCUUCCACCAUUGAUGAAUAUGUUCAUCGAAUUGGGCGUACUGGGCGUUGUGGGAAUACUGGAAGAGCUAUUUCCUUUUUUGAUCCUGAAUCAGAUAAUCAUUUAGCACAGCCUCUAGUGAAAGUGCUGUCGGAUGCUCAACAGAAUGUUCCUGCAUGGUUGGAAGAAAUUGCCUUUAGUACAUACGUUCCUGGCUUCAGUGGUAGUACAAGAGCAAAUGUGUUUGCAUCAGUUGAUACUAGAAAGAAUUACCAGGGCAAGAGCACUUUGAAUACAGCAGGGUUUUCUUCACAAGCUCCCAAUCCAAUUGAUGAAGAUUCAUGGGAUUAAAGCUAAAAAAACAUGCUUCAAGUGUGUGGUACAAUUUUGAUGCAGAGAAGACAGUAGUUUAGAUUUUUAAAUUUUAAAUGGAAGUGUGAAACCUGACAUUCUCUUGUUAUUCUUUUUUGUUUGUUUGUUUUUGGUACCGGGGAUCAAACUCAGGACCUUGUGCUUGCAAGGCAGGCGCCAGAACCAUUGAGCUAAAUCUCCAGCCCCAUUCUCCUGGCAUUCUGUUCUUCCACCCUUUAAAAAAAAUCCUUACUGACUUGUUAAGUGAAAUGCUAAAAGUUAGAAUGUUGCAGUUACCGAUACAAAUGGUGUUAACUGGAAAUAUUAAAGGAUUCCAAAUCUCUUGCUUAUUUCUAGAAUAUUCAGGCAAUUUAGAUAAGUUGCGUGUCUAAGUGCUGUAUUAGUAUGUUUAUUGUUUCUAUAAAAACAAUAAGAUUGAUAAGUAUUUGUUUAAAAAUUAUUGGCUCUCAAGUCUACUUGAGCCUUUAAAGCAAUAGCAUAUCACUAUAAUGUGAUUUUUAUGAAACAGUGGAAGACUGAAGCCUGUCAGGGUGAUUUUGAUUUUACAUCAUCAGAUGUGUGUUGCAAAUGGUUAAAUGUUUGCAACACGAUCUCUGUACUCAAUGGCAUAACAAAAAUUUUUUGGUAAUAUGCACUUUCCUUGGAAAUAAAAGAUUCAACACAUUUUUCCCA
Molecule: messenger RNA, 2806 nt
Organism: Heterocephalus glaber (naked mole-rat)
Lineage: Eukaryota; Metazoa; Chordata; Mammalia; Rodentia; Bathyergidae
Source: RefSeq, a predicted model, not a curated record